This is a messenger RNA of Armigeres subalbatus, 1879 nucleotides long. RefSeq lists its product as uncharacterized. The coding region runs from base 478 to 1296 and encodes 272 amino acids. Lineage: Eukaryota; Metazoa; Arthropoda; Insecta; Diptera; Culicidae. The record is from RefSeq and is a predicted model, not a curated record. The transcript has 2 exons.
GUAAAUUUCCGUCCUUAAAGGGUCCAUUACUAGCAUCCACUCCCUACAAGCAAUGGCUGACCAGAUCAUUUCGGUGAAAAAACGGGACAAACGCACUUGCAAAACGGGACAUGUCAGAAAAUCUUGUGACGAAAUCGAUUGGAUGUGUCGACAACAACAGACGGACGCAAGUAUGUGUCGAUAAAUAGUAGCGGAUUAAACAGCGGCAAAGUGAUAGUUCCAUCUAUAAAACUAUUCUGAAAGUUAUUUCAUCGAAAACCUUAAUGUCCGAAGCAAAAUUGUACGCGUUAUACAUUCGAUUCGUUCAUCCGUUGGAAGUUUAUUGCAAUUAAUCCGUGUCAAGCGUAUCUUGAUGCUCCAUUGUUUUGCUGCACAGCGCACUAUAGAUCGUCAUCGAGCCUCGAUAUUCUGCUGGGACGCACACACACGUAGUGAACAGAAGAUUGUGUUAUCGUUGGCUAUUCCUCUUCGCUCUCAAUGGCAAGCAUGCAGCGUACUCCACCUACUGCUAGUAGUAUCGCAAACAACACACCAUCGGCAAACAAGCGACUACGAUCUGACUGGGAAAGUAAUGUGCCUCAGGCAGAUGAUGAGGAUGUUCAAUCGGUAUCAUUGGAAGGCAUCAUGAGGACGAUGAUGAAGCAAUUCGCGGAAACCAGACAGCUGAUUGACACAGUACGAAGCGAAAUCAACAAUCAAAUCGUCGCUGUUAAAACAGAAUUAAAGUGUGACAUCGAAUCGUUGAAAGUAGAGUGCACAGAGAAAUUUCAACAACAGGAUGCUGCUUUGGAGUCGCUGGAGAAGAGGGUGGACAAUGUAUCCCAAACACUUGGAGCAUUAGCUAAUCGUAAUGAGCUCAUCAUUAGUGGCAUACCUUUCCAAAACGACGAACGCUUGAAUACAGUACUCGAGGACAUCAGUAAGCACCUGGACAUCAACAGAUCUUCCCUAUUGGCAGCAGCACGGCGUAUGGCACCCAGCAGUAGUUCGGACAAAAACAGCCUCUUCGUAGUUGAGUUUGCACUGAAGUCAACACGGGAUCAGUUUUACAGUGCUUAUCUGCGGAAGCGUGAUCUUAAGUUGAAACACAUCGGGAUGGACUCUGAUCGUCGUAUUUAUAUCAACGAAAGUCUCACCGUCGAAGCAAGGAAUCUGAAAUCGGCUGCGCUGAAUCUGAAGAAAGCGGGUAAACUGACAUCGGUAUAUACCAAGCAUGGAGUGGUCCAUGUGAAGUCUGCAACUGGUGGGCCAUUCAACACGGUACGGUCCGAAGAUGAGCUGGAUAAAUUUUCGUAACUAUGUAUUUCGUUCACUUUGCAUAGCAUGUUUAAGUUGUGAUUGUAUAAUUUGUGUAUUUGGAAUUUGAAGAUUGUAUGUUAGACGAAAUUGUUUCAUAUUUCACAAUAGUUAUGCAGCCCUCUAGAAAUUGCUUCCCCUACUUUACUUGAUGCCACCAUCUCAAAACCACACCUCCACGAACAUUCCGCGAGCAGUGCUCAACGCUGUUCUUCUCCCUGAUAAGCUGAACAUUUUACACGGGAAUGCACAGAGUAUCUGUGCGCGCAACUUCGCGAAGCUUGAUGAAGUACGUGACUUAUUGUCUGCAUCUAAAGUUGAGAUAGCAUGCUUUUCCGAAUCUUGGCUUACGUCUAAGCACAGCGAUCGUAGUAUUGGCAUCUCGGGUUACUCAGUUGUGAGAAAUCAUAGGACAUGUAGGCGUGGUGGAGGUAUAGCUGUUUACUAUAAAGAGCAUCUAACCUGCCACAAAGUUUUCGGUACAACACUGACAGCAGAUGCAGCGGAUAAAACAGAAUGCUUGGCGUUAGAGUUUCGGGUUGGUGAAAACAAAAUUCUUCUGAUAACCAUAUACAACCCCCCA